CGGCCUCCUGGAAGUAUUGGACGAACGCAUUCUUUCGCCACCCAGCCAAUAGUACUCAGCCAGCAGCCACCACACAUUUGGGCAUUGACUUGGUUGCAGAUAAAACUGCAAACCCCCCCAAGCAAGUUUGCCCAGCUGCUUCUAGUUCUAAGCAAUCCCCUUUACUUCGCAUUCUCUUCUCCAAAGUAGCAGCAGAGGUAUAGCCCCUCUGCCAAGGAGCUCUCCACAUUCCCGACUCAGUUUUAUUGUGUUCCAGACGAGCUAGGCAAGCUUCCCGCCAUGGCUGCGUUCCUUUUUAAGCUGGCUGCCAAGCGCGCCUUGCAGGACAAGAUGAAGAUGAAUACCAAUUCACAGGAUCCCUUCUACGACUAUGAAGAGAUCGAGGUGCACAAAGGUGGCAAGACCGAGAUCAUUUACAAAAAGAAGGGGAAGAAGCCGAUUCCCAAAGGUCUGAGCAAGAAUGAUGCGCAGGUCCUUAAAGGGGUCCGCAGCCGUGCCUAUCAUCUCGACAUGAGCCUGUUCAGUUUCUGUGGCAUCAGGUUCGGUUGGAGUUCUGUCAUCGGCCUAGUCCCUGCCAUUGGUGAUGUCCUGGACGCGCUUAUGGCCCUGAUCCUUGUCAAGAAAUGCAUGAAAGUUGACGAUGGCUUGCCGCUGGCAAUUUUAUCCCGCAUGGUUUUCAAUAUCUUGGUGGAUUUUGUCAUUGGUCUCGUUCCCUUUGUAGGGGAUAUCGCCGAUGCGGCCUAUAGGGCCAACAUUCGCAACGCAUGGUUGUUGGAGCUCUACCUGGUCAACAAGUACGACGAGAUGAACAAGCGUGGAAUAUCAGAUCCCGCAGAUCUCGAAAAUCAACCAUCUUCAUCUGCCGCAACUGCUUCAGUCGCCCCACCUAAGCCAGCCAAGAAGAAGUUCUUUGGCCGUGGAGGUGAAACCGUCGACACCCCUACGCCUGCUGAGGGUCGUACCCGUCGAGACCGCAUAUGAGGAGAGAAAGGUGCUGGUUUAGUUGCGUGGGUUUGCGUUGUUUUUGUCACUGUUUGCAGCGGGCAUUGAUGAUAGUUCAUGAUUGAAUGCCCAUUUCUGAUGUUAGAGAGACGCAUCAGCAGUUUGUCUUGUAGUAUUGGUACUUAAUGUUCAUAAUUUAAUGCAAGCAUGAUCAUGUUCUCAAAACGCUAGAGAUGUCCAUGACGGCGCUCAGACUUUUGGUGCUUCCUAUCCGCUCAACCGUCCCAUCUAGCUUCC
Molecule: messenger RNA, 1239 nt
Organism: Pyricularia grisea
Lineage: Eukaryota; Fungi; Ascomycota; Sordariomycetes; Magnaporthales; Pyriculariaceae
Exons: 3
Coding region: 280-981 (233 amino acids)
Source: RefSeq, a predicted model, not a curated record